Messenger RNA from Corapipo altera (White-ruffed manakin), 549 nucleotides. RefSeq names its product killer cell lectin-like receptor subfamily B member 1C. Lineage: Eukaryota; Metazoa; Chordata; Aves; Passeriformes; Pipridae. The transcript is spliced from 4 exons. The record is from RefSeq and is a predicted model, not a curated record. The coding region runs from base 101 to 460 and encodes 119 amino acids.
CCCCCCCUGUGCCAGCCUGGACGGCACCUUCAGGGAGCUGAGGAGGAUCCUGUGCCCCCCACGAGAGGGCGAGGGGUGCAGGCUCUGCCCCGUGGGCUGGAUGCUGGGCAGGACCAAGUGCUACUGGGUCUCGGAAAGGAUGAACUCGUGGCACGGGAGCCGGGAGGACUGCGGGGACCGCGGGGCCGCGAUGGCGAUGCCGUGGGACAAGGACGAGCUGGAUUCCCUCAACGAGACCCUGAGGAAACCCACGCGCCACUUCUGGAUCGGGCUCUCGGUGCCCGCGCCCGGCACGGGCUGGACGUGGGUGAACGGCUCCCGCCCGGACUGGAGCCGGUUCCCGCAGGACCCCGGGGAGGGUCGCGGAGCCUGCGGGGCGCUCAAGGGGGACAGGAUCGACCCCCGCGCCUGCGACACGGGGCUGCAGUGGAUCUGCCAGACGGAGUCCGCCCGGAUCUGAGGGUCUCCAUCGCACCCAAAACCCACCGUUAACGCGGGAAAAAAUCCCGAUUCCCGCGGGUUCGGCACCCACCGGCAGCUCCCGGGGCA